Molecule: messenger RNA, 1301 nt
Organism: Daktulosphaira vitifoliae (grape phylloxera)
Lineage: Eukaryota; Metazoa; Arthropoda; Insecta; Hemiptera; Phylloxeridae
Product: SAP30-binding protein
Exons: 2
Coding region: 300-1055 (251 amino acids)
Biological process (GO): regulation of DNA-templated transcription
Cellular component (GO): nucleus
Source: RefSeq, a predicted model, not a curated record
CCAUUUUUGUAUCUUAAGUCUUUGGUAAUAAAUAUCCAUAGAUAAUUAAUAAUUUAUAAUGUUUAUGCAAUUAUCUAUAAAUGUAAGGUUUAUUAUCUAUAAACCUCGCCUUACAACCUGGUGAGGAAUAACCUAUGUCGGUGGUAUAAGUGGUAGCAAUAUAAUACAAGAAGGUAAUUCGUUUUAUCAAUUUGAUAAGUAAUCUGUUAAUCAGAAUUCUGACUUGUGAUUAUGUACAUGCAAAAUAUUUACUAGUUGUGAAAAAUAAACUAUUAUUCAGUGUUUCCCUAAAGUAUACUAUGUCGGCAUUAGCAUCCUUAACUGCUAAUUAUACUGACUCGGAAGACGAAGCUUCAACACCUAGUCAACGAAGACAUAGCGAAGAAAUAUCAAAUGCAAAUCCGAUCUCUGAUGAAAAGUUACCUAGUCCUAAAUUACAAAUUCCUAACUCUGCGCCAGCUGUGACCAAUCCAGAUGACGACAAAAAAACAAACCUAGUAUCAUACUUCGAAGACCAUGAUAUUGUUAUGUCAGAUGAAGAUAUUGAUCAACGAACAAUUGUUGACGAAGAAGAUAUUUUACCCUUUGAACCUAAAGGUAGAUGUUCUAAAGAACUACAAGAAAAAAUUGCUCGAUUGCAUGAAAAAAUGGAGAAAGAUGGCAUGGACAUGAACUACUUAAUACAAAAGAGAAAAGAUUUUCGAAACCCUAGUAUUUAUGAAAAACUUUUACAAUUUUGUAACAUAAAUGAAUUAGGAACUAAUUAUCCACCUCAUCUUUAUGAUCCUUUGAGAUGGGGCAAAGAAUCAUUUUAUGAAGAAUUAGGACGACUUCAAAAAGAAGAUAUGGAAAAAAGACAAAAAGAGAGAAAAGAAAAAACAAAAGUUGAAGUAGUAUCUGGCACCAAGAAAACAAACAACAUAGUUACAACUACCCAUAAAGCUGAUGAUAAAAAAAGUAAAUGGGAUUUAACAACAUCAGCCACUGGUACAAAAGGAACAGUUAUAUCAGCGUUUGGCUCUCUACCUAAAAAACAAAAAUUGGAUAUUCAUUGAAAUAAAUGAAUCAUUGAAGUAUGAGCUUUCACCUGUCAGUUUAUUCAAUUGUAUAAUAAAUAAUUAAAGUGUAAAGAAUUUACAAAAUUGUAUAAUAUUAAGAUAUGAUGGCUCAAGUAUAGCUAAUUAUUUUUAUAAUAAUUAAGAAAAAUUUGUUGUAAAAAUAUUGUACUUGUUUUUUUUUAACAAUGUAAUUAUUUGAUUUUAUACAUAAAUUUCUAAAAAGCUAAAGGUUAAAGUCAACUU